Trematosphaeria pertusa is the source of this 2805-nucleotide messenger RNA. Its product is annotated as glycoside hydrolase family 81 protein. Lineage: Eukaryota; Fungi; Ascomycota; Dothideomycetes; Pleosporales; Trematosphaeriaceae. Gene Ontology annotation, molecular function: endo-1,3(4)-beta-glucanase activity; glucan endo-1,3-beta-D-glucosidase activity. Bases 1 to 2805 code for a protein of 934 amino acids. Gene Ontology annotation, cellular component: cell surface. The record is from RefSeq and is a predicted model, not a curated record. The transcript has 2 exons.
AUGGCACGGCUGGCUUUCCUACUGGCUUUAGCCCAGAGCACGCUCAUUUAUUCGCUGCCUACGCUUGAGGACAGGCGUAAGGCGGAUAUGUUCGAUGAGCGGGCUAUUACACUUUCUUCCAAUAUUGAGGUUACGACGAGCUAUACCAGCGCUAUUUCGUCUCUGCAGUCGGCAACUGUAACCGUGUCACCCUCUCAGACAGGAACCAUCCUGACCGGCCUGCCACCUGGAGGGUUCACUCAGAAUCCUCUGAAGACCUCGGACAUUCCAGAACCGACUGGAUCCCUCAAGCCACUCGACUCGACUCUCGCUCCGGGUCCUACGACUCCUUUGGGUGGCGUCGAUGGUAACAUCUUCGUGCCUAUGGCCACAGAUGCCCCUCCACAACAAAUCACUUCUCGCGAUGACCACGUCGUAAAGAAGCUUAACAUCGUCGACAAUGACGUUCCCAUCAGCACGAACAAGUUCUAUGCGAACUUCUUCCUGGGAAGCCAAACACAGUCAGUCUGGACGCAUCCAUACUCUCUAUCGUGGGCCAAGGGGCACGGGAAUACGUAUGGCAUGGCCGUCUCGCAUAUUGAGCGGAGUCAGCUGGCCUGGGGCCCCGGAGACACGCCGCAGUACUUCAUCGCUCCGAUUGGGAUACAGCACUUCGUCUUCUCCGCUGCAGAGCUUGGUUCAGACACCGUCCUUUCCACAGAAGAGCUGACUGCCUUCUCCGUCUAUGCUAACCUUGCUCCUUCCGCGAACGCUGACCCUCUCAUCACCAUCCCGUGCGUUCAGGGAAUGGGUUUCGUCACAGCUCUGUACAACUCAGCAAAGCCCCAGCUGACUUCCGGAGUCUUCUUCCGCACUCUGGACUACGUGGAGCAACUCAACGGCAUAACGUACAAGUACCGCAUCACGCUUGAGGAUAACUCGGCAUGGCUUCUUUAUGCCACGCCGGUCGCUUCGCUCGGCACUCCCCCGUUUACGCUGAAGAAUAGCUCCAUGAUCGAGGGACCUGCAGACUUCAUCGGCAUGAUCCAGGUCGCGAAGAACCCUGCCAAUACCACUGGCGAGCAGACAUACGACUCCACAACCGGCGCCUAUGCAGCCAAUGCUACCAUCUCGGGCUCCGUAAAUGGCGGCUCUGGAAGCUACACCCUCCAAUGGGGCAAGAUGGGUGUUCAGAAUCAGACAUUGCUCAUGUUCGCACUACCACAUCACGUUGAAUCUUUCGAUGAGUCCACCGCCGCAGCCCUCACCGACAUCCAGCUCGUCACCACGACCAAGGGGUAUGCCCGCGCCGUGGUCGCCGACAAGAUCACCAUGACCGAAGGCAACCUCCCCGACACCAUCAGCUUCGGACCCUGGAUCCCCAACGCCAACGGCGGAAACGGCGGCAGCGAAAACACGAACCUCAACAGCGAGGCCCUCGCCAUGGUGGACAACGCCGGCGCCAUCGAACUCGCCCAGGACUUCGACACGCAGACUCGCCUCAACAGCAUGUACUACAGUGGCAAAGGCCUGGCCAAGUUCGCCGGCGUAAUCUACGCGAUCCAAACCAUCGCCAAGAACACUGAGCUCGCCGCCGCUGGGCUCGUAAAACUCAAAGACGCCUUCAACGUCUUCGUCAACAACACGCAGCCUCUUCCCCUCGUGUACGACAGCGUCUGGAAAGGCGCCGUCUCGUCCGGGACAUACCAGUCCGGUGACACGGGUCUCGACUUCGGAAACACGCUGUACAACGACCACCACUUCCACUACGGCUACUUCGUCUGGAGCGCCGCCGUCAUCGGGCACCUCGACCCAUCCUGGCUUGACCAAGGCACAAACAAGGCAUGGGUCAACAUGCUCGUCCGCGACUACGCCAACCCCUCCACCACCGACCCCUACUUCCCUUUCCAGCGCUCCUUCGACUGGUUCCACGGCCACAGCUGGGCAAAAGGCCUGUUCGAGUCCGGCGACGGCAAGGACCAGGAGUCCACGUCCGAAGACACAUUCGCGACGUACGCGCUCAAAAUGUGGGGCAAAGUGUCGGGCGACGCGGCAAUGGAGGCGCGCGCGAACCUGCAGCUCGCCGUCCAAGCGCGCAGCCUGCACAACUACUUCCUGCUCGAAACCAGCAACACGGUGCAGCCGAGCCAGUUCCUGCCGAACAAAGUGACGGGGAUCCUGUUCGAGAACAAAGUCGAUCAUACGACGUAUUUUGGCGCGAACGCCGAGUAUAUCCAAGGGAUCCACAUGAUCCCGCUCAACCCUACCUCUCCAUAUACGCGGCCUAAGAAGUUUGUGCAGGAGGAGUGGGAUAGCUAUUUCAGUCAGGGCAGGGCGGAUAAGGUGCUGGGUGGGUGGCGUGGCAUCCUCUACGCGAAUCUGGCGCUUGUGGAUCCCGCGACGGCGUUUUCCUUCUUUUCGAAUCCGAACUUCGAUAUGGGGCUGCUGGAUGGCGGGGCGAGUAGGACGUGGUAUUUGGCGUGGACGGCGGCGUUGGCGGGGACUAGUGGGGUGGAAACCGGUAGUGCGAAUGCGACGGAGACGGAUGUUGAAGCUCCUGUGGAGGAGACUGAUGCGCAGGGAAGCGAGCUGUCCGACGUCGAGAGCAGGCACUCCGACGGGGAGUGGACCGCGGAGAAUUACUUGUCAGAGAUCGACGACCGCAGCUCGGAUGAGGAGUGGGACUACUCUGCGGAGACUGAGGAGCCUGCGGCGGAGCAGGAGUGGAGUGUGGAGGAUUAUUACAGUGAGAUAGGCGAUCGGGGAUUGGAUGAGGAAUGGUAUCGAGAAAGUGAAGAGGAGGGAGAGGGGUGGGAGAAGACGUGA